Messenger RNA from Erinaceus europaeus (western European hedgehog), 1665 nucleotides. RefSeq names its product TNF alpha induced protein 8 like 3 (gene TNFAIP8L3). NCBI's taxonomy places the organism in Eukaryota, Metazoa, Chordata, Mammalia, Eulipotyphla, Erinaceidae. Bases 91 to 705 code for a protein of 204 amino acids. The transcript is spliced from 2 exons. The record is from RefSeq and is a predicted model, not a curated record. Gene Ontology annotation, biological process: regulation of apoptotic process. Gene Ontology annotation, cellular component: cytoplasm.
AGCCCAUCGCGCGCCCCUGCAACCCGAGCCGGGACGCCGGCCGCGAGCGCCUCGCAGUCCGGCAGGCGGGCGGGGGCUGCAGCCUGCAGCAUGGACUCGGACUCCGGCGAGCAGAGCGAGGGCGAGCCCGUGACCGCCGCAGGUCCUGAUGUUUUCAAUUCAAAGAGCUUUGCCCUUCAAGCCCAGAAGAAGAUUCUGAGCAAAAUAGCCAGCAAAACUGUGGCCAACAUGUUGAUUGAUGACACCAGCAGUGAGAUCUUCGACGAGCUCUACAAAGUCACCAAAGAGCACACCCACAACAAGAAGGAAGCCCACAAGAUCAUGAAAGACUUAAUCAAGGUGGCAAUCAAAAUCGGGAUCCUCUACCGGAACAACCAGUUCAGCCCAGAGGAAAUCAUUAUCGUGGAGAAGUUCCGGAAGAAGCUGAACCAGACGGCCAUGACUGUUGUCAGCUUCUACGAGGUGGAGUAUACCUUCGACAAAAACGUGCUCUCCAAGCUCCUGCACGAGUGCAAGGACCUGGUGCACGAACUGGUGCAGCGACACCUGACGCCCAGGACCCACGGACGCAUCAACCACGUCUUCAACCACUUUGCUGAUGUAGGGUUCCUCUCCACCCUCUACAGUGGAGAUGGAGACUGUAGGCCCAACCUCAAGAGGAUUUGUGAAGGGAUCAAUAAAUUGCUAGAUGAGAAAAUCCUUUGACUGUCUUCCCUUUUCCUGGACUCUGCUGUGUUCAACUUAUAGCGCUCAAUGCAGUCUGGGUGAGAAACAAGAAAACAAGAAGAAACCUUGUGGACGAUGUCUGUGUGCUGUCCUCCUCGUCCCUCUGAUGUUGCUGCCGGACUGAGUGGCGCUCAGGGGAGGGUGUCCCGUAUACUCCUGACAAGGUCUGUACUUAUGAUCGCCUUUGAUUGCAAGCCCAAAGGACGCACUAUUCUAAGCAGAAAGGCUGCCCUGCUCAGAAGCUGAGCUCCCUCCAUUGUGUGGAGCAGAAGGAACCCUUGGACCAGGUGUCGGAGGACAUGGAUUUGAUUCCUAGCACCACCACUUCUGACUCCCUCCUCUGGGUCACAGAACUGUGAUGCCCACCUGCCUGCCUGCCUGCCUGCGUGCCUCCCAGGACAGCUGUAAGCAUCAAGUCAGAAACACAUGUUCCUGCUUUUGAAAACACACAUCUAAAGUCUUAAUGUGUUCUCUUUGGAGUGUGAGAGAUGUCUAGGCGAUCAAGCAGCAGAGAAGAAGAGAAUAGUAUCUAAUGGGCUGGGCUUGCAAUCUGUCUCUAGAUGAGCUGUUUCAAACGAAAUAAUAAUGAAUCCAAAGUUGUGUGUAUGUGUGUGUGUGGGGAGAUACAGCUGCCAACUGGAGAAAGGUAUUCCAGAACGGCGUCCUACAUGCAGGUUUGUGGACCUGCAGAGGGAAACCUUCAGGGGCAGGAGUGGGCGUGGAGGGAGAGUGGGGGUAGAGAAGCAGGUUUACACUCCCCUGUACAACUGCCUCCUUAUGCUCUUGGGGCUCCUCCUGUGAGGCCAGGGGGCAACUGAUUCCACAUGUAAAGGACAGUGGGGCAGAACGAAACCCUAUCGUCUUUCUUGGCCUUUUGUGGUCAUUUUGUGCUGUUUUCUCGGGUCUGUUAAUAAACCGAAACUGACCUUCAAACAAGAA